Drosophila mauritiana is the source of this 2335-nucleotide messenger RNA. RefSeq names its product protein charybde. Gene Ontology annotation, biological process: regulation of TOR signaling; apoptotic process; negative regulation of signal transduction. Gene Ontology annotation, cellular component: cytoplasm. The transcript has 4 exons. Lineage: Eukaryota; Metazoa; Arthropoda; Insecta; Diptera; Drosophilidae. The record is from RefSeq and is a predicted model, not a curated record. Bases 1009 to 1902 code for a protein of 297 amino acids.
GCCGGAUAGUAGCUUUGGAAAACUGUUUGGAAAACUGCUCCGCUCCGCUCAGCUCAGCUCUCCAGCGUGUCCCGUUAUCGAAGUUGUUGCCGUUGCCGCAGUUCCAGUUUUUCAACGUCCUCCUCUUCUUCUUCUGAUUCAGCUAUUUCCAAGCUCUCUCGCUCGCACGCACACAGAGCCAGAAACAGAAACAGCUGAGCGAGCGCUGAGUGAAAAUUUUGUAGUACGCUUCACACGAACUUCUGAAAAAACCCGCAGUCGAAACGCGGCCGCCAAACACAGAACAUCGGCACACGAGGGGCAGAACGAGAAGAAGUAGAGCCAGAAAAUCGGAAAACCAGAAAAGAAUAACUUCUACAAACGAAACGCAGCCAUCAGCACUUGAAACUCCGCCAUAUGUAGGAAAGCAAAGCAAAGAAGCAAAGAUAAAUACGAAAUUAAAAUCUCUGUCCAAACAACAACAACAAGAACGUCUUGAAUUAAAUCAAAACCAUGUGCUGUGCUUAAAUUUAUAAAGGAAACCAGACAGAGCGAGACAGAAAGGGGAAGCGAGAAAGCCCAGAGGAAGGAAAGAGCGAGAGAGAGCUGAACGGGGCGGCAAUUUGCGUUGAUUUUUUAGCAUGUAUUGAAUUGAAAUGUUUAACUAGAAUAACAAAUUUAGUUGUUGAUACUUUUCCAAUUGUUUGUUAAAACGCUGUCGCUGGAAAAUCGAACUCUCCACCACACACACACACACAACAAAGUAAACACACAAUAAAACAACCAACCACACGCGAAGUAAAAUCAAAUUCUUGUGAUUAAAGUGCAUUUCUAUACGUACGUUAAACUACAACUAUUCACACCCACGCAAUAUAUUAAACGCAUCGAAAGUCGGUCGAGAUCAAAAGCCUAUAGCCUAUAUAAUCGCAUUCGCAUUCGGUGGCAGCAACAGCGGCAGACUUUCAUUAUAAAUCCAACAAUCGGCUGAAAACACACAAAAUAGCAGUUGCAACGGCGGCUCUAUUGAAGAUGGAAGUGCUCUCAGUACAAAAUCACAUUCAGGGAAAAUUCGGUGUUAAUAAAAUUAAAGACUGGCAAGCUUCGACGGCGCCGUUGGAGGAGGAGGAGGAGCUGAACGCAGGCGUGAACGGGAACACAGCCGCCGGCGAGGGCAUUCUGGACGUCGACGUGGUAGAUGGCCAUCCAGCCUCUGUGCUCCACAUGCGACAGCACCAGGCGCUCAACACCCGCCCACCGGCUACGCCUCCAUCGGCAGGUGGCGGUGGUCCGUUGGCGGGUGUAGGAUCCGUCGGUAUGACCACUCCCAAACAGGCCACGUCGCCGGUGGCCGCGGCCAGUUUUGAGGCGCCCCUUAGCGGUGGAAGUGCAGCCGCCUACCAUCACGCCUACAUGACCAACGUGCUGUCCAGCACCGCCCAGCAGCAGCACCCACUGCCUGCAUCGCCGCUGCAGUCGACCGCCGGCGCUCGGUUUGGGGCCGCCGACAACCUGGACGAUGUGAGCGCCAGCGCAGUGCGGGAACUGUCGCAGCAACUGCAGGCUCAGCUGCGGGAUGCCAAGCGUCGCCACCUGGCCUGCACCGAGGUCACGCUGCCCAACGACCUCACGCAGCGCAUCGCCGCCGAAAUCAUCCGGAUGUCGGAGCGGGAACCUUGCGGCGAGCGCGCCUGCACGCUCUUCAUUGAGUUCGAGAGCGAGCCCAACAAAGUCAAGCGCAUUGCAUACUUUAAGGUGGAUCCGGACACCGUGUCCAUCUUCGAGCUGUACUUGACGUUGAGGCAGGACAAGAGCGGCUGGAGCUCCUUGGUGCCGCAGUUUAUUAAAAACCUUACUCGUAGCAAUACCAUCAACAUCAGUCCCGACUUCACGCUGACCAAGAAAAAGCUCUACUCAUCCGAGUGAGUCGCUCGACGGAGGAGCGGCAUGGAGUGCGAACCAGAAUCGCUGGGCUGCUCAGAACUCAAUCCCUCCGAACAACAACAGUAACAGCAGCAAUCGCAAUACGAACAUCUAUUGGUUGUGCCUCCUUCGACGCAAUAGCCAAGAUUCAUGAUCUUCAUUAUGGAAUAUAGAGAGAUGAUGUUUAACCCUAGAGGCAAACUUUUGGACCACAAACUAUCAACUUACUCCUGCAAAUAACAAAUCAACUCAACGCUAAAGCAAAAACAAUUAUUUUGGAACCUAAGCUCUAAAACAAAACCAAAAAAACCAAAACGAAAACAAAAACAAAUCAACUGCAGUUGCAGGCAACUCAAAACUCUUAUUGGACUGACUUUUUGGCUUAAACAAAAAAGGUACUUUUUGAAAAACGAAAAAAAUCGCAAAAAAAAAGAAG